Molecule: messenger RNA, 5688 nt
Organism: Dicrocoelium dendriticum
Lineage: Eukaryota; Metazoa; Platyhelminthes; Trematoda; Plagiorchiida; Dicrocoeliidae
Source: the annotation of a GenBank genome assembly
AUGUCUUUGCUCUUUUUUUCCCAUCUGUGUUUUGCACUAUUUCACCUAGGUACACUUUUUAUUUAUGUCGCAAGUCUUACUGCUGAGCUUGCGACGGUACCGAAGGAAUUAGGCUUUGAAGUUUACAAUAAUGUUGCUUCGCCUCCAUUUGAUAUGUAUCUCCUUCAGCCAAAGCUUGAUGGAUCUAUUACGGCAUUUGUUGGCCCAGUUGAAUCUACUCACUCAUAUAAUAUGGCAAGUGUGUCAGUUUUUUUGAACACACAUAAUGUGUACGUCCAUCGGACCUACGUAUCCCCCUUGUUUGCUCUGUGUAUUGUGGAAAACGCCCAUCUUUUGGCGCAGCAGGACAUGAUACUUAUGUGUGUCUUCCAUGUGAACGUACCCACAUUUGCGGGUCCUUUCUUGUCUGAAUCCUCAUGUUUACUUCACACCUUAAAUGAGUCAGAGUGCGCAUCCCGAAUUGAUCUAGAAUUUUUGUCGCAGUAUCAAACUUUUCCGGCGUCUCUAGGGCCUGUUGUCAUCACUUACAAUAUUUCGGCCUUUCAACUGAAUUACACUGGCGGAAAUACGCAAUAUUUUGAGCGGCCAGAUGUUAUUGGCUCCCUUAUUCAUCCAUCCAUGAGUCUUCCCCCGGUUUCUGUUUUGUUGCUGCGUGAUGUCAACUGGAUUACUCUUUUCAAAGAUGCCAGUGGGCAGUCAGUCAUGCAAUGGGGUGUUCCAGGAAUGCAGCUUGGGAGUUUAUUCAGCAUUUUUCUCAGGAUUACUCGAAGUUCUUUUCUUCAAGAAUUUCGUAUGCGUUUGGUUUUGAGCUCAAGUUUGCGUUAUCGCUACAAGCAGGAACUGCAUUCCGAAGGUGCGCGUAGCUGGCGUGUCCAAGUCAAUCCAAAGCGAUACGGCGCUCUUAUCCGAGGCCGUAAAUUAAUGCCAGAACUUGCGGUGGAUGGGCUGAGUCAUAACCUGUCCAAUUCGACAGAACCUCGGUAUGUUGUGAUCGCCGAGUUAGUCGUGGAAGAGUUUAUGCAGACCGAUUCGACCAUUCUAUCUCCACGACCUGUCGAAUCGAGCCAGGCCUCCCACGAUGCGGAUGAUGAUCACGCGGUUGCAGAGGGCAUUUCAAGUGUCGACCAGCCCACCCAAGAAAUGAUGCAUAGACCUGAACCACCCCUUCGGUUUCAGCUACUGCAGUGGGCCCCCACCAAUUUUGCUUACUCACGAAACGAUACAAACACUCCCACACUUUCUUUGGCUCUUCCACAAAUGAUUCCCAGCGCGGAUUCCCUCCACAUACUCGUCCAGUUUGAGCCGAAAGACAUUCUCGAGCCACCGUGGUACCCUGCCUCUCCAUCUCCCGAGCCAUACAAACUGCGUGUCUUCAGUUUACUUCCAAACUCUCCUGGCGCCACUACACAUGUUAAUUCUCUGGAUGCAGUUUUCGGUACGACCUCCGCUGGCCGCCUGAAAGACAUAACUGAUCAUGUGCUCUGUCGACCAGCAACGAGCCGGACAAGCCUUGGAGACCCUUUUCUUGGUGCAUCGACUUCGGCCAAUCCCUCUUGUCCUACAUCUAUGCAGCAGGCCCCAUCGGAAGUGGAGCAGUUUUCUUUUUUUCCCAACGAUCCGUUGUUUGACACCCAACUUGUCUCCUUGGCCCACGCAGCAGGUGGUCUUGGAUUUAGGCCUGGGUUGUCCGACCAGUUGUUGCUGACGUUGACUUCUAGUGACGAAGCUACAAGACACGUAUCCAUCGUACCAAGCAUCUACGGCCCACUUAGGUCCACCGUGACUGGCAAGCUCUGGGCCUGGAGGGACUGGCGCGGACCUACAGUCCGUCGCUGGAUGCUGGAGGGCUUCCGCAUCCAUGUGGCAUCUAGCCUGUUACGCCGAAUAAAAGGAUGGCGAGUAGCCAACACAACCACCCAAAAUCCACCACCACUGUGGUACUCAUCGGAAAAUAAGUCCAUAUUGACGACCGAUCGGUUUGAACAAACACCAAUCACCGUUACAGCUCGUAUUUACACUAUGCGCCCGGGAACUGGUCAGCGUCUGUACCUUGGUUCGUCUGAGCAUCCCCAUAUUCCCGCUGAUCUCCAAGUCCAUGGCGAUGUCUCGACGUCAGGCCACUCUGAAGAUCGCGCGCGGCCUCUGGAAUUUGAUAUUACUCGGUUGUUGCCUGCGUGGGCUAUUGUAGUCCGCUCGGUAUCCAACAGCGUCAACGAUGUGAAUCCGCUUCCCUCUGCCUAUGUUUUCCACGACGUUUUUAGCAAACGGCCACAUUUAGUAGGACUUCGCGCUGGUAGAGUCAUGCUCGGUCUUGUCGCUGCGUCUGGAGACCCACAGCACUUGGCCAGCACUUACGUCGAUGUUGGUCGUCCGCAACUCCACGAUGGCACUGUUGCAGAAGAGGAUCCUUUGAGCGUGGUGUCUAUUAGGGCAGAUUGUGUAGAACCCGCCCUUCGUAUAUCUGGUCGUUUGUCUUCAUAUGCGUCCGAAGGAAUGCGAUCCACUGGCGCAUACGACGCUGACAAUGGCAAUCCUCACUCUGGUGCAUCGGGAAGUGGUCGAUUUGGACCCGUGAUGGAUCUUAGUCUACCCCAACCACAGCGCCUAAGUUUUAAGCUUCUCCGUGCAGAAUCUUCCGAUACCGUCCUCGUUAGCGCCGCUGCGUCAUCCGCCACCCGAAGCCCGGAAUCCUUACGCUCCCUGCUGUUUCAAAAGGCCUCACGACUCGAAGCCAUUGGGCAUAAGGACAGACCGGCAUCAGCGGUUUCGUGUCCUGUUCAUCUACUAUCUAUGAGUUUGAUUCUGUCAGACGGUAGUGUUCUCCAUGCACACAGAACUCCACCUGGUCAUCUACGAAUUUCAGUAUUCGGGACGGAUCUGGUUUGGGAUCCAGCCAUUCCGCUGAAGCCCGCCGGAAACCCCGAGGAUCGGCUUGCUCCCUAUUUAAAGCAGUCCAUACGAGUACGAAUCAACAGUCUCGUCGUAUGGCCCCCGAUGUUCCGUGCCACCCAUCCUGUCGUACCCUUUUCCGUCCCUCUUGGGGCAAUGGAUGACGUCAUUGGUGCAGUGCGGUCAGGCCGACCACUCACGGACCCUGGAUCUCCGCUUAGCCCCCUUAAACUACUGACCUCCAGAACUUCGGAAGUGCCAACGACACCCAGUGUUCAAUCCGCUAAUCAGGUCGGUCCUACUGCUCGUGGUCCGGAAGCUCAGCAGCAUCCAGCUGGCAUGCACCCCAUGGGUGAUCGUGCCAGCGUCCUUAUUGAUCCACAAUAUUACCAUGGUGUUCGUUUUUCUAACCACAGCAACAGUCAAUCGACGACCGCAGUCACUUACAUAUUAAUUGGAGUCGGUUUUCUCGUGCUUCUCCUGUUUGUAACCAAUGGAUUAGUCUUGUGGGUUGUACGGAACAAGCGCAGACAACGUGCAGGCUCAUCAAGGGACUUCAGGCGGAGUGCGAUAAAAGAACUCCCCAUGGGAAUCGGUGCAUAUACCGGACAGUCCGUCGAUGAAAAGUCAAGCGGCGACAAUCACUAUUGUAACACCGGAACCACAGCCGGCACUCCCAGAACACCGCUUGUGCAGUCACACGCAGAAGAGCAUCAGAGCCAUCGGUAUUUUUGCAGUUCCUCUCCCCGUCCUCCCGACGUUGUGCCUAUGGCUGCAGGGCUCAGUUGUGGUAGCGUUGGCAGCGGGGCGAGUGGUCAUAUGGGUAGCGCAUCUAGUGGCCCGACGGGUAGCUUGAAACAGUCAAUCUUGAUGGGGACCACUGCGAAUCCUUACACGAUUACUUCAGAGCCCUCUUUGGCUGGCGCUUUUCAUUCCCAACUCACACCUCUCUCUUCCAAUUUAGCAUACGUUAUACCAAGCUGGAACUCUGCAGCUAGGUUAUGUCAUUCUAGGCGAAUGACGAAUACUAAUACCAACUCUUCCAAUCAAUCACCCACCUCUGUGGGCUGGCUCCCUAGCGUCUCUCAGUUGAUUCCUAUAGCACCUAACCCGGGAUGCACCAGUGGUGUUGGAUCUGUGUGCACUGCAGAAGGUUGUAGUGAUGAAGGUGCUGCAUCCGGCCCAGAAGUGAUGGGUUUGUCUGAAGAGCUCCUACAUUUAAAUGGACAGCACGGCAUCCCUGUCAACCGAUGCGUUUCCGGUCCAUUUCAUCUUCAUAUUCCCAUAGGAAAUGGCCAACAAAGCGCCACGGAAGGCACAAACAGUACUGCCAGCGGCUUUUCCGGACAGUUAAAUAGAACUUUUCUCCCUACUUUCAGGCACACUACUGCAAAUGGAACCGGCGUUGGCAGUCUGAGCGGAGAAAGUAGUGCUGGCGAACUGAACGAUUGUCUACAAGUUAACCCACAGAGUUCCAUGGAACUUGUCGAACGUGAUCAUUUGCCAGGAGGGACACCCCGCUCCCCAGAUCGCUGCUUCACACAUCAGCAAACCUACCCUCUUGGCCAAUAUUCAGCAAACUUCAAGGGCCAGUUUACACCCAUGAGAGAUGCUAGUCGACGUCAUGCCAGUCCGGUGCUGCAUAACACCCAAAUGUCGGAGAGUUUCACCAUCUCUGCUUGUGGUAGACAUCCGAGCUCCCUAUCACAACGGCCUGUUUUUCCUAGAAACGAUGUCUUCCAACGGAACCCUCCCUCACCUACUCGCCCAGUAUCGAAUGAAUCCGGCUCGAUCGAUCCAGUUAGGUCCUUCGGGGUUGACAAUGGACUUGAUCAACGUUGUGCUUCUAUACCCAUCGGGUAUGAUCGCAUUGAAGCCAACGGGGAAUCUGCCUUGGAUGACCUCGAUUCCUCUCCCGUACCCAUGCCUCCUGUCUUGCUACUUAACAGCUGUGCUGGACUCAGAUCUCUUUCUCCUCCAACAAGUCCAUUCAAAAGUCAUGAUCAAUCCGCAGCAUCUGUUCCGGAAAGUCGCGCGCUUGGUGGAUCAUACAAGCGUAGCGAUAGUUUUGGAAUGGCCACAAAACCCUCACUUAGCCAGUUAGCUGGGUUCUCGCCGCUAAACCGAGAUAUUGCUGACUCAUUGUUCUGCUCUCCUACCUGUGAUGGACAUACAGCUGUACCUGACACAAUGGUCGGUGAUACCUUAGACCUGUCCGACGAGAUCAGCUCUGAGUCCAAAGCCAGUUCUGCAUUUAGAAAGAGUCAAAAGUUCGUCACUGUCGCAAAAUCAUUUCCGUGCUCUCCAAAUGUUCAUUCCAUGGAGACCGAUGAUCCGACGUAUCUGUACAAAAUACCACCACCCGAACUGUAGGAUAUCCCCUCACGUGCGCUUUCAGACAUGGCAUGGUAUUUUAAGUGCGAGAGAAUUAUAAAUCCCUGAAAACCGAUGACAUUCCGUCUUCCAGCGUUUUAGCUUCGAGUUCGUAUCGCUUAUCUUCCACCUAAAUUUCUGCCCAAUAGAACUUGUCCUGAUGCACCUCAUAGUUAAUCCCUUCCUCUACACUCAUCUUUUCUCAUGCGCACGAGCGCAUGUUGCCCUCUACUUAUCAGUUUGAUAGCGGUGCUAUCUUAUGUACAUAUUACUCUUACACUUUUUUCACCUUAUUUCACAGUGAUGCGGUUUGAAUCGCGAGCGUUCCGACCCCGUUUUUAUCAUCCCAUUGUUUCCCAAUUCAGUAGCCUAUUCUCUCUUUUGGAUGAAGGUAUUUCUUUCAUAUAAAUUCUUAUACCAAGCUUG